Molecule: messenger RNA, 826 nt
Organism: Phyllostomus discolor (pale spear-nosed bat)
Lineage: Eukaryota; Metazoa; Chordata; Mammalia; Chiroptera; Phyllostomidae
Gene: SMIM11
Product: small integral membrane protein 11A
Exons: 5
Coding region: 451-627 (58 amino acids)
Source: RefSeq, a predicted model, not a curated record
GAGUCAGCGGGUUCUGUCCCGAAUCCCGAGGGCUCUGGGGGGCGCUGGGGUGUCCGGCGGCCGACCUUGCGUUCGCACCUUCUCUGGAAGGCCCGCCAGUCGGCCCCCGGCCGCGCGGCGCCGGCUCCCGGGUAGGAACUGGGGGGUGAUGGCAUCCAAGGACCCCAGCCGCCUGCCUACCUGGCAGGGCCCUCCGGCGCCGCGUAGUCCGCCGACCCGGGCUGGGGGCGGUGUCUUUAGGCUGGCGCGCCGCCCGGGAGGGGCCCGUAAUGGACCGAGGCCCCGCCGAGAGGGAAGCCACCCACCAGAGCACGUAGAGUCCUCGUCCAGAGCGGCAGCCUCCCGAGUCUUGGGACCAGCGCGGCCUGGGCCUGACCGUCCGGCUCCUGCUCCCCAUGCGCCCGUCCCCCGCCCUGCAGUGACCGGGAGCGGCCUCACCGUCGGUCCGGCAUGAACUGGAAGGUUCUGGAGCACGUGCCCCUGCUGCUGUACAUCUUGGCGGCCAAGACGCUGAUCCUCUGCCUGGCGUUUGCCGGGGCCAAGAUGUACCAAAGGAAGCGGCUGGAAGCCAAGCGGCAGCAGCUGCAGGCGGAGAAGAGGAAGCAGGCGGAGAAGAAGGACGACUGAGGGGAAGCCUGCAGGCUCUGCACGUGACCUUCCGGCUCCGGACUCCAGCCGAGGGGGAGGAGGAGAGAUGCCUGGCUGCCCAGUGACAUAUCAGAAGACGAACCUCCAGCCUUCAGCUUUAACUCAAAAGGACGUGAACUGUUGCGUGCUUUUAAAAGAACCAUGUUUUCUUGGGUAAAAUAAAACACCUUUGUAACAA